GCAAUAGAAGUGGCAUUUCUUCCGGGGCCCUAUUCUGUCACCAGGACACUUACAAGCAAGCAAAUGGUUUCAAGAGUUUGCUUCAAUUUAGACCGCGCAGCAAAUGGCUGACUAGUGCUAGGGCCUAGUCUGUGAGUAGCUCAGCAGGGAAGGGCUUGGCGCAUCUAGCUUCAUUUUACGUUCCAGCAGAACGUUGUUCCAGAAAGCGCGUUUGCCACAAGUUGUUGUUGCCGGGUGCUGUCGCAGGGGAGCUGUCCAAGCCUAAAACUCCAUCGCCGCAAAAGAGGCGUGACAAUUACACGCCGGCGUUUUUGGCUGUUGUCUUUAAGCUGCAAUUUUAGCGUCCCAAAGUAUUUCAUGUACUCUUCAAGGAGUUUCAAGUUGUCCUCCAUGGACGGCCAGGUGGACUACCCGGGGGUGCAGGGUAAUGUGGGGCAAACAUUAAGUUGCCCAAAUGAGAAAGAUUCCGAACCGAGCCAUGUUAACCUGUGUUUGUUAGGCACGCCAGGCUGCCCCGAAUUUGCAGAAGGAGCAGCCUUUUCAAACAACUCGUCUUUGGUGUCCAAUCAGUGAAAGUGGUGCGAAAGCCAUGCAAAAACCCCGCGACAGCAUCGAGUUUCCAAAUCAAGGUGGCUGUCUGUGGCCAUGCCCAUCCGUCGCCAUGUUGGUGCGAAGCAGGUUGGGAGGACUACUGCUACUGCAUUUUUACUGAAUUCAACAUAUCAAUUUUGAAAUCUCGUCCCCGCAAUUUUCUUGGAUUGAACCAUAAUGCACCACAGCGGGUACCAUUUUGUCGAACUCUUUUUGUGCAAGAAACGCUCGAGCAGAAUUUUAAGUAUCAAUUGUGGUUCCAAAGUAGUAUUAGGUUUGAAAUGGUUUGAAUGUUUACAGGAUUUACAGGUCAAAACAUCAAGUUUCCCACGUGCGACAGAUUCAGAACCAAACCGCGUCACUGUGUUUUUUGGCCUGCAAGACCGCCCCAAAUAGCAGAACGAGUAGCCUUUUCAGACAACUCCUGUAUAUGACAAUCUUUGGCGUUGAGUUUAGCACCUUCGAUGCCAGUAUUUUUGAUACUGUAACACGUACCGAUCACUCUUGGCGCAGAACCGUUGCACGGGAGCGCACGGCACGUGACGGCACGUGGGUGCCGUUGUGUCACUGUCGAGUUUGACUGAUUUGAACAGUCAGCAAGGAAUGGGAUAUUGCAGCUUCAAAGGUGCUCAACAAAAAACAACAUUCCUGGAAAAAAAAUUGGUAGCCAAUUUUUAUCAUUUCACUGGGGCUUGACAUUUGGCUUGUAGCCAGCAGGGGUAGUUGGGAAGAGAUCCCCUUCUUUACUCACCAAGCAGGUGGGCCCGAGGCAAGCGACAGCUUCUAUACGAAAGGCUGCUGAGUGGGAUGAGACCGAUGAGCACAGCAAAACCAUAGGCGUUCGCCAGGGGAGCUGCCCUUGGCAGGAGAAAAGUUGAAUUGGUGGACAUCUUGACAUGGGGUUGUCUCAAAAUGUUUGUCCCCAGACUACCAUUGGGACCAUGGUUCAUCAUCCUUAUUCCAAUGGAAAUACGCACGUUGGGGAAUUUUAGAGACAAUCCCUCGAGUUGCGGCACGGCUUUGUCAAUCGAUUGACCUGCAAAAAAACACUGCUGAGUCUCAACACUCGACAGGUAAACAAAAAGAAGUGCGAGGCAUGUUCGGCAGAAGAAGUGUGCUUUAGACCUUUUGGGAGGCCACGGGGUUCCAAUAUCCCAUCAAUGGCUUUCCUUGCCAGUCUUGAAUUUAGUGCCUGCGACUCAGCUGUCUAGUCCAGUGCAAUGUAUAGGCAACACUUGAAAAAUCAUGAAAAAACCAGAGUUUGUGGGGAACUAGCCUAUGAUCAUGUUGCAGUCGUGUUGCCGAAGCUGCCAGAUAAGAACUAUUCUGCUAAAGAUCAGCGUGCCCGUUGGGUUUGUUUCCACAUUCCAAAUCUAUGGGCAAAGAAAGGUGGAACUUGCAACCCAACUGCAGAUAUCAGCAGCCUGCGGCACGCAGCACACUUCCGUGUGUGCAGAAGGCGUUCUCGUGAUUUUUGUUCUCACGCCAAAAUUCAAAAAAUUAUGCACAAGCUCACAGCCGCGUCAUCUAUGGAGCAAUGAACCUGCCACUGACAGAGCGAAAAGUGGAGAUAUGAG
Cladocopium goreaui is the source of this 2168-nucleotide messenger RNA. The record is from the annotation of a GenBank genome assembly. NCBI's taxonomy places the organism in Eukaryota, Dinophyceae, Suessiales, Symbiodiniaceae.